This is a messenger RNA of Sycon ciliatum, 1492 nucleotides long. RefSeq lists its product as uncharacterized. Bases 361 to 825 code for a protein of 154 amino acids. Gene Ontology annotation, molecular function: DNA binding. NCBI's taxonomy places the organism in Eukaryota, Metazoa, Porifera, Calcarea, Leucosolenida, Sycettidae. The record is from RefSeq and is a predicted model, not a curated record. The transcript has 5 exons.
GGUGAUUGUAAUUGUGUGAAAUGAAAUCACAUUGAGAGGUUCGAUCACAAUCACAGGCACUCGGGUACAAUGGUGCAGGGCGUGCGCGAGUGGGUUCCCACUCGUACUCAGUCAGAAUGUUUAAAAAAUGGUUAGCUUACAACUGCCAACACCACACUCGAUAUCUAGCUGACGACGAUGCAAAGAGUCGAGAUUCUUACAGGUUAAUUUACCAGGGAGAGCUGAGUUGCUGUUACAGUGUGAUGAAGCGGCAGUGCUAAAGCUUGUUCGGAUCACCUCAGAGCCUGCUGCACACACGUGGAAUAGAAGUGACUCGUGAGCAGCAAUACCAUUGACUACUCAACCCUGAACAAGGACACAAUGGGCAAGGCGUUUCUGGCCCAGGAUCUGACGGUGGAGGACGCAUCACUGGUACCAGACACAUGUUGGUAUGCUCGCUCGCCAAAAAUCCGAUCCCCGCGACCGGCCCACAUUGAAUUCAAGGUUGGGCAGGUUGUUGAGUUCACCACCAAAGGAUAUCGAGGUAUCGUUUUCGGCUGGGACGCAAAACCACACCUUGGAUACGACUAUGAACUGCAAGUACCAGAGAAAUAUGUGGACCAGGAUGAGAAUGUCGACAGCCCCUGCUAUAUGGUUAUGUGUGAUUCGGUCGAUGCGGGUGCCGAUUGCGUGACCUACUACGUUCCACAAGACCAGCUAAAACCUAGUACUUGUGCGGUUCGAAACUCCUACUUCGAUCAUUUCUUUUAUGACGAGUACAUUGUGGAGACACAGUGCUUCAAGCUGAAAGACAUGCUACGCGACCGCUAUCCUUUGGACUGGUAACUGGAAGAGAUGAACCGCCGAUGGAGAUGUUAUAACAAAUUCAUUGGUUUGUGCUGCCGAGGCUCUCUCUCUCUCUCUCUCUCUCUCUCUCUCUCUCUCUCUCUCUCUCUCUUUGUUUGUCUUGAUCUUGUGCUUAUUGUUUUGUUUCAGAUAACUGUCUACAAAAUCCCAUGGCCUCAUGUUCAUUUGACCCCUCUUCCUUAUGGGCACCCGCGGUUGUUACAUGCUGAUGUACAUGUAAGGGCUUGCAGAUAGCCCUCCGUCUUGUAUGCGAUCCAGGGAGCCCUGCUCCCUGAUGCAACCUAACCUAUUCUGUACACCUGCUUGCUUGCUGCAAACUAACAUGCCAUGUUAUCUCCAUUAUAAGCCCCGCGUUUAUAUUUUUUAAACCAGUCUGUACGUGUGGGCUUAUAUUAGAGACUGGUCUUAUCAUUUUUAAACCACCUGGUAAAUGUACAUUGCCUCCUAUUCUCCUAUUUUUCAUUAUAUCAGUAGCACAAAAUUUCCCAGCAGGUACUGGGACUGCAGUUUUAUGCAUCCUGGUACGCUGAGUCUGAAGUUUAAUUCCAGACUUUUACCACAGCAUGAUUGUGUUGUUUAUGUAUGUGACGUCAAACAUGUAUGGACAUGAUCCAUACAGUUCUCCAUUAUAAGCCCUGUGCUUGUA